This is a messenger RNA of Medioppia subpectinata, 1992 nucleotides long. Lineage: Eukaryota; Metazoa; Arthropoda; Arachnida; Sarcoptiformes; Oppiidae. The record is from the annotation of a GenBank genome assembly.
GUGAGCUUUGAAUGCAAUGCCGAAGCACUCAAUUACUACAGUCGGCUCCGGAAGUGCUCAUCACAUCGAUGGAGUGAUCCAAACGAUGUCAAACUAAUGCCCACCUGUUGUAUGACCUAUGAGUUUGCAUGUCUCAAAAAAACUCUGUUCCCGAAGCGGUGUACAGUGUCUUCGCCGGCGUUUGACGAUCACAUCAACCGUCUCUACGAUUACGCGGAGUCUCAGUGUCUGUCGACCGACGGGUCGUUGACUGAAGAGACGGCGAAACAGCGUUGUAUGAGUGCCUCGACGGCGGCCGUCACUGACGACGAGUGCAAGAAAUACCUUCCCUGUAAUGACUUCAAUAAGAUAACUCCCACCACAACCACUCCCAAGAGCUCUAAGAAACGGGCGGAAGUGUCUGAACACAACACUGGUGCCAACAACGGGUCCGCCGGCAACGACACCGAAAUUGACGACGACUAUAACACAGAAAUUACGUUGAAUGCGAGCACAACUACCGAUGUCUCGGCGAAUGGCACCGGCAAUGGCACUAAUGUGCCCGCACUGGCCGUUAACCCUCGGCGAAAGUCAUCGCAAAAUUCAAGCUCAACGGCCCUACUAAUAGUGAUUGUCAUACUUAUCAUCGUUUUGAUUAUUUCGAUAUUUGUCGUACUUUUAAUGCAAAAUCGUAAACGUAAGGCAAAAGCAAAGUUAGCCAAGAAAUCGUCAUCAGAUAGUGGUGGCACCCCUUCCACAAAGACCAAGGGUUCUCAAGAGCUCCGUAUGGUAUCCAAAAGUAUUACUUGCGGUUCGGAUCCAAAUGCAAGUGCUUUGGAACCGAUGGACACCAAUAUUACUGAAGACAGUCAGGAGUUAGUUCUCAAGAAUCCAUAUCUGAUCGCAAGAAUCGUUAGCGAACUCGACAUCAGAUCUCUGUUCACAAGUCAUUCGGUGUCCAAAGACUUCUUCAAUGCGACCGCUUAUGAGUCGGAGAAACGCAAAGACAUUAUACAUCUCUAUCUCUUGAACUACGAGUUCCUCAAAGAAUCGCCUCUUUAUGACUCCCAAAGACUGUUCGAGUCUUUCAGUCAUUACAGCAAUCGGUGGCUAAAUAUGAGACCAAAACACGUGUUGGUUCUGAUCGGAGGCUAUCGUCAAGACAUUGAUUACCGACGGAAAGAGAAUUCAGUGCAACAGAUGAGUGCCGGCCUUCCGAAGGACUGUCAGAUCACUUACUUAGACGUCGGGAAGACUGUCCUCACGAGUAGUAUUCGGUUCAAGAGUUUAACCAAUUUUAGUGGUCAUCAAAAUCAAAGGGAAAGGAAUCUCUUCCAAAGGACUUCAUUUCCAUGUUUGACGUCACUAUUGAUUCCAGACAUCGAUGGCAUUGAAGUAAACGCUUAUUAUUCUGCCGAAGAGGUGAACACCAAAGAUGUUUCGUGUGUUUUGUUCUUCGAGUCUUCGAGAAAGAGAGACAGAACUCCAAAAGGUAUCCUCAGAGACACACAAACCACUGAUGCCAUCAACCAAUUGGUCUCAAGACUUGACAACAAUGUCUCUUUUGGUGGCGGAUCUGUAAUCGCGGCCAAAACGUUGUCAAAAUGUCCGUUCCUUUUGGACCACAUUUUUCUGACAGUUGGCGGACAUCGGGUCAGAACUGCAAGCGUUAUAAUAUCGACAACAGAUAUGUCGGCAUACUUUGAACAGUUGUCUCAAUUCAAGAACAGUUUGGACUUUGAAUUAAGUGAUCCCAAGACCUCGACAUCCAUUGCCUUCAUAUUUGCCAAUUCAAACAACUUUGACAUUCAGUUCACGUCUGCCUUUCAAUACAUCUUUCCUUUCGUAGGAAUGUUUGGCUUUCAAUCCAAUGACAGAAUGUUUGGCCAACUCUUGGACUCAAACUCGUGGACAGACGGCGACCGCAAGAAUCGCAUCCAAAGUCUUAAUGCAAACACAAAUUCAGUCAUUGUUUUAGUGAACUUUGAAUUCAAAAAAUACAACUCGAAAUGA